Striga asiatica is the source of this 1728-nucleotide messenger RNA. Lineage: Eukaryota; Viridiplantae; Streptophyta; Magnoliopsida; Lamiales; Orobanchaceae. The record is from the annotation of a GenBank genome assembly.
AUGUACAUUAAUUGGGCUUGCGAAGAAGAUGGUGCACCAGGUGUGGGUGUUUUCAAGGACAGUGAGAAAGAACUAGUGCUUCCACCAGCUGAUGCAGCUGCAUUACUUGUACCAAAACCAGUAAAACUCGAAGAUGGAGUAGAUGCAUUGGUUAUUGAUCCUGCAGUCACUGUAGAAGAGGUACCACUGGAUGAUGGAAAGGCCAAACCAGAUAUAACACUGGCACCAGAAGCACUCGAUGAAGCUGGAGCUGAGGCAUUGGCAGUUGUAGUAGUUGUAACUGUCGAAAACAGAGAAGAAGGGGUGGUGGUACCAAAUGUAGCCGGUCUUGAAGUGGCCGGGCUGGAAAAGGAGGACAAAAAAGCAGAUGAUGAAGCCCCAGACACCCCGAACAAAGAACCAGGUGAAGAAAGUGAAGUAACUGCUGCUGAUGACGAGGCUGCAGAAUUGGAGGUGCUCUUCAAGAAUGAAAAAUCAGAAGUACUGCUAGAGCUAGGAGCCGAAGAAAGUGAAAAGGAGGGAGUGGACGAAGCUGAUGCAGAUGCCGAUGGAGCUGAAGUUGAGGCACUUGGGAAUGAGAACCCGGAUGCCGAUGAAGCUGAAGUUGAGGCACUUGGGAAUGAGAACCCGGAUGCCGACGAAGCUGAAGUUGAGGCACUUGGGAACGAGAACCCGGAUGCUGAUAAAGCUGAACUCGAUGAUACACCAAAAGCUGGGACAGUGCUAGCAGUAGUCGUCUGGUUUGAGGCUGACGAGGAUCCAAAUAUGCCUGACACUGGAGCAGCACCCGACCCAAAUAAAGAUGCACUAGCUUGGGUGGCAGUCGGAGCAGCACCCGACCCAAAUGAUGAUCCAAAUACACCUGCGUUCGGAGCUGAACCCGAUCCAAAUAGAGGUGCAGGGGUAGUUGGAGUAGCUGCUGUUGAGGUUGAUCCAAAUGGACUGGACCCGAAUAGAGGUGUGCUGGCACUGGUGGUUGAAGGAGCAGUUGACGAUGCACCAAACGGGCUGGAUGUUGGUGUGCUCGACCCAAAUAGGUUUGAAGAUCCUGGAGCAGGGGUUCCGAAUACUGUUGAUGUGCCGAAUGGAGAUGAAGAAGGCAAGGGGGAUGAAGGAGCGGCUGCAGAAGUGUUGCCAAAGAGGUUGGUCGUCUGUCCUGCACCUGAAGAAGAUGAACCGAAAAGGCUAGAUGUGGGGGCUCCACCAGAGGACGACCCGAAAAUGUUUGGAGACGGGGCUGGAGCCGACCCGGAUCCAAAUAAACUAGCUGCAGGCGCAGGGGACGGUGAGGAUCCGAAUAUGCUCGGAGCUGGGGCGGCAGCAGAAGUAGAUCCGAAUAUGUUCGGGGAGGGGGCAGCGCCCGAAGCUGCUGAGGACCCAAAUAUAGACGGGGCGCCGAAAGGAGACGAGGCCGCGGACGGCGUUGCCGAGGACGAACCAAAGAAAGAGGAGCCGCCGAAGGAGAAUGAGUUAGAGGACGGCGCCGCUGCGGCGGAAGAUGACGAGCCGAAGAGUGAGGAGCCGCCGAAUGGGGAGGCGGCGGGGGCAGAAGGAGGCGUCGCGGCGCCGAAACCAAAAGAAGAAGCGGAUGCUGCGGAGCUAGGGUUGGAGAAACCAGGGGACGACGACGAGAAUGUGCUGGAGAAUGAUAAACCCGUGCCGGCCAUGGCGGUGGCGGUAGAGGCUGAGGCGGCGGCGGCGGAUGUGGCGUUGAAAUUAAGCAGAUAA